AUGCAUGCCAAUCCCGGCCUUCAAAGCUCGCUGACCAGCUCCUUCUCGGUCACUGAUGCCAACAAUGAAGUGGUGUGUCCCUUGAAGAACAACGAUGGCUCCAAUUGUCGCAAGAGAUGUCUCGGAGAAAAGCGCUAUCGCUCCAUGCAGGAGCAUAUCCGACGUGCGCAUCCGAACCACUACAUCCCGAAGCUCCCGGCUACCGAAGAGAGCUUCCUUCUGAUGGUCAACACCCCGCCGGAACAACGGACUCAACUAUCACCACCUGAACCUGCUCCACCUCGUCGUCGACAUGGUCACCACGGUCAUGGUCACGGUCACGGUCAAUUUCAAGAUGUGGCGGAUAGGGACAUCUACGUCGCCGACGCCAGUUCCCCGGCCACUCCUCGAGCUCUAGAUGAACCUCACCCCGCUGCUGCCACCGCUGCUGUCGCUCUCGCUCAAUUACACCAUCAUCGCCUAGCUUCUGACUGGGAUACAGACAUGGAUACCCACUCCGAUACCGAACUCCAUCCAGGCCCGAUGCGCUCCUCUAUUGAACUCCCAUCGCUGCGCGACCACUUCAAGCAGGAGUCCCUCCCACCAUUCACGGCGCCCCGCCCACGGGAACUUCUUCCGUCCAUUCUCAACCAUUCCCCCCCCUGGUCGCUCAUCCACGCUUCCUCCAAUUCAGCGAAAAGACAAGUUUUCCCGGUCGCGCAAAACCUCGAUCUCACAAUCGGCACGAAAACCCAAGCACGAACGACCUCGGUCGAAGGAAUUCCCUCGGCGACCAAGUCUCAGCCUCAAACGGCCGCUUGGGCCCAGGGCAAACGCUGGGAGGAUUUGAUUGAAGCGGCGACUUCUGCGACCGAGGCUGAUGAUGAGAGAUACUCCGAGGCCGGUCGAUCGCCUACGAUCGCUCCACUUCUUGCCAAUUCACUUACCCCGCCACCAUUUGAAGGCCACCGCGGCCGAGAUAGUGACCUUGAACCAUUCCCAUCCAUCGAAUCUUCACUUGAUUCGAUGUCCACAGCAUCUGGAAAAAACUUCCCGUCAUCCGCAUCAGGUCCAGCCCACUCCGUCAAUUCUGAUUCAAGCCCAGUCUUGAAUCUCAUUCCGCCAGUUUCUCAACGCCAGCACCACCGCUUUUCCAACCCAACGCCAGCCUCUUUCCGCAGUAAAGAAAUCCAAAUUUAUUGCGCCCAGUGCAAACGCCCUUGGGCGCUGAAUGAAUGCUUCGCCUGUACAAAUUGUAUCUGUGGAGUCUGCCGCGAGUGCGUUGGCAUGUUCAUCACAAGUCCACCCACCUCCUUCCGAAGUCCAGGAAAUGGCCCACUCAACAACAUGCCGCCUGGUCCAACGAGCUAUCCGACUCCGAGUGCUGCCCGGGGAUGCCCGCGAUGUCGGACAGUAGGUGGGCAGUGGAAAGCUUUCCAGCUAGACAUUAAAUGA
This is a messenger RNA of Penicillium waksmanii, 1434 nucleotides long. RefSeq lists its product as uncharacterized. Bases 1 to 1434 code for a protein of 477 amino acids. NCBI's taxonomy places the organism in Eukaryota, Fungi, Ascomycota, Eurotiomycetes, Eurotiales, Aspergillaceae. The transcript is spliced from 8 exons. The record is from RefSeq and is a predicted model, not a curated record.